AUGGCAAAUAUUACCAACACCCCCAAGACCGCGGCUGGCAAAUCAGCGGCCAAAUUGUCCAAGAAAGUGAUUAAAGGCUCGCAUGGUAAAGUGCUAAAGAUUCGCACAAAAGUGCACUUUUACAAACCCAAGACACUCCGAUUGGCCCGCACGCCGUUGUACGCUCGUAAGGCCGUGCCAUCGCGCAACAAGCUGGACAAGUAUCGUAUCAUCAAGUCCCCGCUUACGACUGAGUCAGCUAUGAAGAAGAUUGAAGACAACAAUACGCUUGUGUUUUUGGUGGAUUUACUUGCUAAUAAGCGUCAGAUCAAGGAUGCCGUGAAGCAGCUGUACGAUAUCAAGGUGGCCAAGGUGAACACGCUCAUCAGACCUGAUGGUCAGAAGAAGGCGUACGUGCGCUUGACUGCAGAUUACGAUGCGCUGGACGUGGCCAAUCGCAUUGGCGUGAUUUAA
Messenger RNA from Peronospora belbahrii, 453 nucleotides. The record is from the annotation of a GenBank genome assembly. Lineage: Eukaryota; Oomycota; Peronosporomycetes; Peronosporales; Peronosporaceae.